Molecule: messenger RNA, 507 nt
Organism: Striga asiatica
Lineage: Eukaryota; Viridiplantae; Streptophyta; Magnoliopsida; Lamiales; Orobanchaceae
Source: the annotation of a GenBank genome assembly
AUGACAAAAGGAACUGGCCCCGUCAUUGAAGCUGAGGAGGCCCCGUCAUUGCAGCUGAGGAAGAACCUGCCCCCGUCAUUGCAGCUGAGGAAGAACCUGGCCCUCAUUGAAGCUGAGGAGGAACAUGACCUCGCCAUUGCAACGAAAGUCCUAACCAACAGUGAUCUUCGAAAUCUUGAAAUACAUAACCUACAGCCCAUAUCGUUUUCCAUGCUCCUCGGGUGCAAGUCACCUUCCUCACCCCUGACGAACAGAGCCUCCAAGCUUUUCUUUGGGUUGGUGGUUGGCGUGUUUGCCAUGAGACAAAUGGCUGAGUCGAAGGAGAUAGUUGGUGAGAACAUCUUCGCCGUGAACGUUGCUCCAGUUCACGAUGCACCCCUCAAGCUCCCGAGCCACCGACCUAAAUCUGAGGAGGAACCUGCCUCCGUCAUUGCAGCUGAGGAGGAACCUGCCUCCGUCAUUGCAGCUGAGGAGGAACCUGACCUCGCCAUUGCAACGAAAGUCUGA